GCGUGACAUCGUCUACUGUAUAAUUAAGUUACAAAAGUAAAUAAUUGAUUUUAAUUUUUUUCACAUUUUGAAAGCUAAAUAGAUGCCAUAACUUUAUAACUUUUAUUGUAUUAAAACCUUAAAUUUAUAAUAUAGGCUGUUACCACGUUUUGAAAUAAAUAAGGAAUUCAGAAUAAAUGAAGGUUUGGAGUACAAUGCGACAUGGACAACACUAUGAAGGCUUGACAGGAUAUGAGCUAGAAAGAACAGUCAAGAGAGCAACCGUCACGGAAGUUGGAUAACCCAGUGGUAUGUGAAGUGCCGUUAAACGGUCAAAUCGCCUACAAAAAGGAAACAGUGUUUUUACAAAAUUGAAAUAUAAAACUUAAGUUUGAAGAACAUGGAAAUUUGAACAAAUAAACAAAUUUAAACCAAAAUUGAAAUGUAAAUGAGGGGUAAAGCUGAAGCACAAACUACUUUGUCGUGACAUUGACCAACUAAAUGGCGCUUCUUUACGAAAAGGUUGUAAGCACUGUGAGUAAGAACCCCAGUGAAAGGACGGACGCGGAGAUAGAAGGAAUAUUGCCUUGGUUUCGGAAGAAGUCGGAGCUUUUCAAGUCGCAGAAAGCAGAAAUCGUCAAAGAUAUUCUAAAGAAUUGUCAGUUUAUGACCUGCAAAAGAGAUUUUGUCAUAAUUAAACAAGGCGAACAAGGAGACUGUUUUUUUAUCAUCCUCAAUGGGUCUGUAGCAAUUCUUAUCCACACACACCUUGGGGAAGAAGGAAUUCCUUAUCAUCCCGUCCCUGAAGAUGACGACGACACCGACAGUAUUUCCGUCGGCAGUAAACAGAAGAAGGAGCUGGAUAGAUCUAUAUUUGGAAACUUUGUCGGAAAGAUUCCGGCAGGAAGGAGUUUUGGAGAACUUGCCUUGAUAAAUGCCGACUGUGUUCGGAACGCUUCAAUUAUUGCCGACGAAGUAACAGAUUUAAUCGUGGUCAACAGAGAGCUGUAUAACCGCUCACUCAAGGGUGACCCAUCAAAAAGUUGA
Messenger RNA from Mercenaria mercenaria, 1026 nucleotides. RefSeq lists its product as uncharacterized. The transcript is spliced from 6 exons. The record is from RefSeq and is a predicted model, not a curated record. The coding region runs from base 481 to 1026 and encodes 181 amino acids. NCBI's taxonomy places the organism in Eukaryota, Metazoa, Mollusca, Bivalvia, Venerida, Veneridae.